GACAAACUGUUGAUGACAAGUAGAAAACAACAUAGUAAACGUACACACCCAUACGUUCAGCACGCUGUAACUGCGCACUAUUCUUAUUCAAUCUACAAAAUCAGUUGGAUAUACACAUUCAUUUAAGAAUACAUAAAAGUUUCAGGAAACAAUGGUCGACCAGCGAAUGUCAAUCUUGCUGUUGGUUUGUGGGUUUGCGGUGCAUACAACAUUGGCGCAAUGGCCACUUGGUCCUGACUUCUUCAACAACAUGAACGCUAUGGUGACCAACAUGAAUACCAUGGGAUCCAACCUACAGGUUAUGGGUGACUCAAUCCGGAUCAACGGACAGGCGAUGGUAGAGGACGACAAGGUUAGGGCGGCAGAGGGCGUGGCGUUCGCGGGUGGUCGAGUCUUCUACUCAGCAAAUGGCGGGCUUGGAUACGCGUAUAAUUCGUCUGAUGGUGCUUACACUCAGUACUCAAUGGACGGCGGAAGUCCACCCCACGGCUAUAUGUACCACACAGGGCCGUCCGGAACGUCCAUCCGUACUUGGGAAACCAUGGUGAUCGAGCAACUGUCGGUCUUGCUGUUGGUGUGUGGGUUUGCCGUUCAUACAGCAUGGGCUCAAUACCAUUUUACUGCUUUUACGGGGCCUCUUGGUCCAGACUUCCACAACGACAUGGAUGCAUUGAGGACAAACCUGAACACCAUGAAGACCAACCUCAAAUCCAACCUUAACUUGAUGGAAAGCAACCACAAGACCAACAUGAACACGAUGAAGUCCAACCUCAAAGCCGACCUGAACACGAUGAAGGCCAACCUCAAAGCCAACCGCAACACGAUGAAGGCCAACCUCAAAUCCAACCGCAACAAGAUGAAGGCCAACCUCAAAGCCAACCGCAACAAGAUGAAGGCCAACCGAAACAAGAUGAGGAGCAACCUUAAAGCCAACCGCAACAAGAUGAAGGCCAACCGCAAAGCCAACCGCAACAAGAUGAAGGCCAACCGCAAAGCCAACCGCAACAAGAUGAGAUCACGCCUGCAGGUGAUUGGUAAUAUCAUCCGGAUCAACGGACAGGCAAUGGUAGAUAACGACAAGGCUAGGGCCGCAGAGGGGGUGGCGUUUGCGGGUGGUCGUGUCUUCAACUCUACCAAUGGCGGAUUUGGAUACGCAUAUAAUUCGUCGGAUGGUUCCUACACCCAGUACGCAAUGGACGGCGGAAGUCCACCCCAUGGUUACAUGUACCACACAGGGCCGUUCGGAACGUCCAUCAGCACUUGGUGAGGCGGACGUGCAACAAAAGCCUACUCAAUCUAGAUUUAUUGGACCUUUUUGGAUAUUUUGGCAUAUCAUCAUGGUGUUUAUGAUAUGGACGCUUACAAUAUCUUUGUAAACUUGUAUAUGUUGGCCAAUUUGAAGCAAAUUAAAAUCUACAGGUCUACAAAAAAUACAGAUUUGUGCAACAUGUGUAGGCAUUUUAUACAGUUUUCCUUCCUUUUUGUAUUUAUGGCAUAGAGCAAUAUUUUAUUCAUAUUUAUUUUCAUUUCGUGUUUGAUCUUAUUUACGAUGGAUAAAAUUUAAAAAAAAAUGAGAUGUGCAUUCAUUUUGUAUUCACCUAUGGACAUUUCGUAAAUAAAACUUGUCAACAUG
Molecule: messenger RNA, 1633 nt
Organism: Mya arenaria
Lineage: Eukaryota; Metazoa; Mollusca; Bivalvia; Myida; Myidae
Exons: 9
Coding region: 152-1267 (371 amino acids)
Source: RefSeq, a predicted model, not a curated record